AUUUAUAUUUUAAUUUUAUUUAAUAUUUAUAUUUGACUAAUAGUAAUAAUAAAAAAGGUCACGUCUUCUCAAUAUGAGUAUUGAGAGCUCAGUCGUCCGUCAAUGGCGCCUUGAUUUCAGAAACUAUCCAAUCACACUCCAUUGAUAAACCCCUCGAUUCUCUCUCAUCAUUUCCAGCUGAAUGCAUCUAUGAAAACUCCACCAAAACCAGUUUUCCACUUCCUUUUCGAUCUCCCCACCAAAAAAAUCCUCCCCAAUUCACCCCUAAUUCGACAAGACUGCAACAAAACCCUAAAAAAUGGAUUCCUCAUCCCCAAAUUUCUCGAUUCCAUUGCACAAUUCGAUAAAUCCACUCAACGAAGAUCAAUCUCAUCCGCGCACUCGGACCCUCCCGCCUCGGAUGCAGUCUCCGUCGCUUCCACGGCGAGUUCGCCGUCGGAGGCGAUCGACGCCGGCUCUUCGAUAAGAAAACCGAUCAGUUUGUGGCCGGGAAUGUACCAUUCGCCCGUCACAAAUGCAUUGUGGGAAGCGAGAUCGAAAUUGUUCGAGAAGACUUCGAAUGGGUCCGAAAAUGGCUCAGCUCAGAGUGAACUGAUCGCCAAAAAACCGGCGGAGAGUCGAACGAGUAUCUUGUACAAGUUUUCGAGUGAUUAUAUACUGAGAGAGCAGUAUAGGAAUCCAUGGAAUGAGAUUCGAAUGGGGAAGUUGCUUGAAGAUCUUGAUGCUUUGGCUGGAACUAUAUCUUUCAAGCACUGCUCCAGUAAGGAUAGCUCCACAAGGCCAUUAAUAUUAGUCACUGCUUCGGUCGACAAGAUGGUCCUCAGGAAACCUAUCAAGAUCGACACUGAUCUAACGAUAGCUGGGGCCGUUACUUGGGUUGGACGCUCGUCCAUGGAGAUUCAACUCGAAGUCGCUCAGUCUUCUCAAGAAACAUCAGAUCCGUCGGAUGCAGUUGCCCUCACAGCCAACUUCACAUUCGUGGCUCGUGACUCAGAAACCGGAAAAUCAGCCGUGAUCAACCAGAUCACUCCGGAAACGGAGAAGGAGAAAGUACUUUGGAAAGAAGCUGAAGAAAGGAACAAAUUGAGGAAGCAGAGGAAAGGCGAAGAAAAGAAAGAAAUGAACGAUGAUGAUAUGAAGAGGCUCGACGAAAUGCUAUCCGAGGGUCGGAUCUUUUGCGAUAUGCCAGUUUUGGCCGACAGAGAUAGUAUCCUUAUCAAGGAUACUUGCCUUCAGAAUUCUUUAAUGUGCCAGCCGCAGCAAAGGAACAUUCACGGGCGAAUAUUCGGAGGUUUCUUGAUGAGGCGAGCACUGGAGCUCGCCUUUGCGACUGCUUACGCCUUUGCAGGAAGCGCGCCUUGCUUUCAUGAAGUUGAUCAUGUAGAUUUCCUUAAACCAGUUGAUGUUGGGAACUUCCUCCGUUUCAAAUCUUGCGUGUUGUAUACAGAACUCGAGAAUCCAAGAAAACCUAUGAUUAAUGUGGAAGUCGUAGCUCAUGUUAUGCGGCCCGAGCUUCGAUCCAGUGAGGUCAGCAGAUCGCACUUACCUAAUCUAUACUAUUCAUUCAUUCCUUCAUAUUUAGGUGUUAAGCGUGACUUAUUUUGCUCUUCUUUUCUACGUGCUGUUUCUUUAGAUGGCUACUCCUUUCCUAUUCUGGCGUUUUUUCCAUUGAAUUUUCACCAUAAAGGUUUUAAUGAGUUUUGCCAGAUUUUUUAGAUCUCUUUUUUUAGGGAUCAUAGGGAGCUUUCAUAUAUUUUUGGUUUACACAUUACACAAACUUAAAAUCUUGGCUCUAAAUACACAAAGUUUUAAUUUCUUUUUUUGAUUUCACGCACGAAGAAUACUUCCAGCGAAUGAACAUUGAGGUGGAAACUGUCAACAUAGCUUAAAACGGAAGUCUUCCUAAAUGACCUAGUUGGACAUUAGGUAGAUUUCACUACAGGAACACAAAAAUUUGUUAACGAAUAAACAAGAAGUGGGACAUGCAGCGGUAGAUAGUGCUAAAAGAAUUAUGAACACCGGUUUUUGUGAUUACAUGUCUCAUUUCUUGUUGAUUCGUUAAUAUAUUUUUGUGUUCCUAUAUUGUAAUUUACCUAAUGUCAAGCUACGUUAUUUAGGAAGAUUUAAGCCCCAUAAACAGUUCCGACUUCCACCUCAACAUUCAUUCACCGAAAAUGUUCUUCGUAUGCAAAAUCAAAAUACAUAAAUAAAUAAAUGAAAGCUCACGUAUUUGGUGACAUGAUUUUAAGUUUAUGUGCAAAACAAGAAAUUCAUGAAAAUUCGUAUUUAGCCACUAUUACUCCUUGUUUUUUUGUUUUAAUUCUUUCUGUAAGCUGUGAAAUUGUGAAUUGCCCUUCUCUCACAAGGUAUCCAACAAGUUCUAUUUCACCUUCACCGUGAACUCGGACGCGCUGAAAAACGGCCGUAAGAUUCGGAAUGUUGUACCCGCGACAGAGGAGGAAGCGCGACGAGUUAUUGAGCGAAUGGAAGCGGAGAGGUCUUAUUAGUUGUGGCUUUGAGUUUUAGCAGCCUUUUUUCAUUGCAAUAUAUAUGUGUUAAAAACUCACUAAAUACUAAUUUGUGUAGAGAUAGCUGGAUUUUAUGGUCUUCUGUUUAUCAAUCAAACAAGAUUGAAGCAGUGAACUCCUGAUGUUUGGAAUUUGGAAGAUGCCUUUAGGCUCUUCAUAUUUGAA
This is a messenger RNA of Salvia miltiorrhiza (redroot sage), 2693 nucleotides long. RefSeq names its product acyl-coenzyme A thioesterase 2, chloroplastic. The transcript is spliced from 4 exons. Gene Ontology annotation, biological process: acyl-CoA metabolic process. NCBI's taxonomy places the organism in Eukaryota, Viridiplantae, Streptophyta, Magnoliopsida, Lamiales, Lamiaceae. The record is from RefSeq and is a predicted model, not a curated record. Gene Ontology annotation, molecular function: fatty acyl-CoA hydrolase activity. Bases 190 to 1716 code for a protein of 508 amino acids.